Thlaspi arvense is the source of this 1191-nucleotide messenger RNA. Lineage: Eukaryota; Viridiplantae; Streptophyta; Magnoliopsida; Brassicales; Brassicaceae. The record is from the annotation of a GenBank genome assembly.
AUGAGUUUUCUUCUUCGCAUCUCAGUCUCCGCCAUUAUCUCUCUUGUUCUGCUAGUGCUUCAGCAAGAACCAUCUUCUUCAGCCAUUAUACUGAGCUUGAAGAAACGCCAUGGGAGCAGCAGCGGCAACCAAUACAGCUCGAGCAGACCAUCGGCUUUCCAAGGGAACAGGAGCACGUGCUCUCUCUUCCUCGGCACGUGGGUCCGUGACAGCUCUUAUCCUCUCUACAAACCGGCGGAUUGUCCCGCCGUCGUCGAGCCUGAGUUCGAUUGCCAGAUGUACGGACGUCCUGACUCCGACUACCUCAAGUAUCGAUGGCAACCCCAGAAUUGCAACUUGCCCACGUUCAAUGGUGCUGCGUUUCUGUUGAGAAUGAAGGGCAAGACAAUAAUGUUUGCGGGUGAUUCAUUGGGGAAGAAUCAAUGGGAGUCGUUGAUCUGCCUCAUCGUUUCAUCUGCACCGUCCACUAGGACUCAAAUGACCAGAGGCCUCCCUCUCUCCACCUUCAGAUUCUUGGAUUAUGGGAUAACGAUGUCGUUUUACAAAGCUCCGUUCUUGGUGGACAUAGACGCUGUUCAAGGCAAGCGAGUGUUGAAACUGGAAGAGAUCUCUGGCAAUGCCAAUGCGUGGCACGAUGCUGAUCUCCUCAUCUUCAACACCGGUCACUGGUGGAGCCACACCGGAUCUAUGCAAGGAUGGGACUUGAUUCAAUCAGGCAAUUCUUAUUACCAAGACAUGGACCGUUUCGUCGCAAUGGAGAAGGCUCUUCGUACUUGGGCUUACUGGGUCGAAACCCACGUCGAUAGAAGCCGAACCCAAGUCUUCUUCCUCUCCAUUUCUCCAACACACGACAACCCGAGUGACUGGGCGGCAUCAUCGUCUUCUGGAUCCAAGAACUGCUACGGAGAGACAGAGCCGAUCACAGGAGCGGCGUACCCAGUGAGUUCUUACACAGAUCAGCUAAGAUCAGUGAUCGUUGAAGUGCUUCACGGGAUGCACAACCCGGCUUUUCUUCUCGACAUAACGCUCCUCUCUUCCCUCAGAAAAGACGGUCACCCUUCUGUCUACAGCGGUCUCAUCAGCGGUUCGCAGCGGUCUAAACCAGACCAGUCUGCAGAUUGUAGCCAUUGGUGCUUGCCUGGUCUCCCUGAUACAUGGAAUCAGUUGUUGUAUACCAUUCUCUUCUAUUAG